Messenger RNA from Fusarium fujikuroi IMI 58289, 9822 nucleotides. RefSeq lists its product as uncharacterized. Bases 1 to 9822 code for a protein of 3273 amino acids. The transcript has 8 exons. Lineage: Eukaryota; Fungi; Ascomycota; Sordariomycetes; Hypocreales; Nectriaceae. The record is from RefSeq and is a predicted model, not a curated record.
AUGCCUCCCCCCGCGGCUUCCAUUACCCCUCGGAUUGGCAAGAGCGACAAGGAAAGGUCCUUGUCCCUCAACGACGCUCUUUACAACCAUCUCGUGCUCCCUCCCCAACUCCCGCAAAGACAGGACGCCAAUUUAGAUGAACUUGAGAAAGCCCUCCUUAACCGAUUCCUGGUUUCUGUGAAGCACAUGCGAGACCUUCCCGGCAACGACCAGAGUUACGUUUGGAGCUUGAUCGAACGAGGCCUUCGUGCUACCCAAAGCAUUCAUGCCGGAGGUCACGUCGACCGAACUGCACUCAUUCGAGAGCUCAACGAUUUUGGAGAGUCGGACUUUCUGGUCGUCUAUGUACGGAGCCAGAACUGUGCUCUCUACGUCCGCCGUUCGCAAGAUGCUGUCUUUGGCGCCUCUGUCAUAUUCGAGGCCUUUGAGACUUCGGCACGCAAUGAGGAUGUACUAGCAACUGAAAAUGCGCUUCAGUGGGACUUUCCUGGAUGUGCAGUCGCAGUCCCCCUCGCUACAUUCCGUGAGAAUGGUUUCGUCUCCAACCUAGCCAAUUUCCUCGACAACGCUUCGCGAGAAUCACUCACUGAUUUCUCCGCACAGGCACUCAAGGCGGGAACAUCUAUGCCUGAGUUUCGAAACACAUCAGAACCUGCUCUCAUUUCCUCUAUGCUCAUGGCUAUUCUGCAACAAAACGGCCGCCGCCUCGCCCCAACUCUUCUACAGAAGAUGGUUCGGGACGAUGUACUGUGGAACAACGCAGAAAGACCAUGGAAACGACUUCCUUAUUGGCUCGUGCUGCGAGUUGUCAUCUCUCGAUACCUUGCUCAACGUUUGGAUGAGAUUGGGCGAGUUGAGUACAAGUUUUUGUUGGCUCACCUCUUCAGUGAAUUCCUCACACAUGUGCAGCAAUCGGGAGAAAUGCGACUUGACCGUCUCGACUUCCUCAAGAAAAAAAUUUGCCGGCGGCUAGUCAAGCUGGAAGUUGAGAAGGAUCGGUUUCAAGAUCUGGCCCAGAGAAUUGAGUAUCUAUUCACCCAACACGGUCCCGGAUUACAGAAUUCAAUUUCCAAAGCAAAUGCUUUCAUCGAAGCGUCGUGGAAGCACCAGAAGUUAGCCAUGACGAAAACGAUCCCUCCGCUACCGAAGCAAGCUUCUUUCGAGGAUAUGAAGUUAAACCUGAAGAUGAGUGGGUCUGCCCUCAACAAUAUCUGGAGAGGCUAUUCAAAGCCUUUCAAGUUCAAUACUGGGCGGCAAGGUACCACGAAUGUUGCACAGGCUGCGAAGCAGCAUCUUAGCUCCUUUGCUCUUGAGCACUUCAAGUUAACUGACAAAGAACUCACCAUCAUCAGCUUUUGCCAUGAGCAAAGCCUCCUUCCACACACAAAAGUCAUAGGCGCAGCUGCUUUGAUAAAUGAGUAUCUGCAACAAGCUUUUAGGGCCUACAAUGAAAUCCCCGAACUCAAGAGCACACUGGUCUUGAACAUCAUGGAUCUAUGGGUUACCAUGGAUAAGGCAGCCUGUGCGAUGUACCCACUCCUCACCGAAUUUCACCCUGUCUUUCGACCUGAGAUGCUUGAUAUUUUGCUACUUUCUACUUUCGAUGACAUGAAGCGACUGCAAAAGAUCCAGGUUUAUCUACAGGAUCGCAUUGCUGCUUGCCAAGGUUCAACAAUCAGCAUUUUUGACGAUCCCGUCCGCGGAUCAUUUGGUCAUCGCUUCUAUGAUGACUCUGACAUUUCUGAUGAGAUGAAGGACUUGCAUGAGUCAGUAGAGGCAUGGGCGACCCAUUUGCGAGACAGCAAAGAAAAGGAAUGGAAGAAAAAAAGUGAGGAGUACUCAAAGACAUCCAAAGUUAUCGAUGAGAGCACAUGCGUCUACAUGGUGGACGAGGACAAUCCUCACUUGCCCCCUUAUCAUGAUCGCGAUUGUCGUCGCUGCUACUUGAAGCGGCAGUUGAAGAGAAUUAGUAUCCAGGCCUACGAGCAUCCACUCCCUUCUGAUCCUCAUGUCGCGAAAGCUGUCAUUUUUGAGCUGCUUUGCCCGCAGACUUUGGCAAAAUAUCGAGAUGCUACAUGGACUAUUAUGUCAAUAGCCCUGCCAGCAGAGGAAGGCGUUGACCCGAAGUGCUGGGCGCGAGACUACCAACAGCUACAGAAGUAUGCCAAUGAAUCAUUGAUGAGCUGCUCUCUGGCAUCAGUCACUAAACCUUGUAAGUAUCCAGACUACCGUUACCCCUUCAAGGCCACCCUUAGGAUGAUGCCUGUUCAAGUCCGAGAAGAAUCAUACGUUGUCUCUACCCACUACAACUCGUUAGCAUUCCCUGUCGAAUGGGAUAACGGCAGAUACGGUGUUUGUCGACCAAACGGCUUGAAGUUGGCAUAUUGUGAUAAAAACUCGAAACAGUGGCCCAGUCGUCGGGGUCAUCUGAGCUUCUUACAUCAUGUGAAGCUUGAGAUACCCGACUCUUCCCCGUUCUCGCAGCAAGACUCUGCCUUCUUCAAGAGCAUUUACGGGCCAUCCUCUUACGAAAUCAUGGCCACAGCAUCGAGAUGCCCACAAGGUAUCAAUGUUCAUGAAUAUCUUGCAUUUCAGACGGUUGCAUCUGGAAAGUCCAGGCGCUGGCUAUCUAUUCUUGCCGAAUUGGCAUCGGCCAACCUGAACUUCUCCAAUGAGGCCACGAUGUUACUUGUCACUCAUCUGGCUCUUCAGUGUGGGCCCCUAGAUGAUUCCAGGGGUGAGUUUCGCAUAAUCCAUGAGGUUUUCCGAGACCGUUCAUUCUGUGAGACCUUCAUGGAGCAAAUAUCACAUCGCUUGGACAGCCUGGCGGCUAAUUGGAGAGAAAUCUACCUCAUGGAAACCAUCGUCACCUUCACCCUCCGUCUCCUCGACUUUUCCUGGGCCGCACGUAUGCCCGAUAUAUCUGAGCAGACAAUUUCCCUUUUGCUACGUGCCAGGAACACAUGUGUGCGUUGGUUCAAGCUCCUUCGUGCUGAAUCCUACAAGGUUGUCGAAACUGAGACAGCACGACGGUUCCAACAGUAUGGUCUUUGGGCUGCUCUAUUGUGCAAACGCACAUAUGUACCUCUGGCCUCUGGCCGUAUUGAAUUCGAUGAUACGUCUCUCGAGAUAUUCAUCCAGAGCAGUAUCACGGUAAAUGAUAGCCUUGUGGUUAAGCUAGAGGCGCUUCCCCAGCUCCUCCAGCAUGCAAUCAUUCGAGAUAUCCGACUUUCACAUCGACUUGCCCCAAUUGUGUCGAAGCGAAUUGUUGAUGGCUUGGAAGUCUUCCGGCGAUCCCUCUGUGAGAUGUGGCCCGAGGAAGAAGGAUGUCCUCGAGUUUUCUCGCGAGUGGAAUUGGCCUCAGAAGCGCCCGGUUGGGUAUUUUGCCGAUCCAGAACAGGCGACGGCGUGGACUUAAUCGAGCAGAAUGUUUCGUUCAACUGUGUUAGAGGACUGCUUCUUGUCGAUUUGCAACCGAUGGGAAAACUUCCAGAAGACCCGAAGUAUUCUGUUGUGCUGAACGAACUUUUUGGUAACCAAGCUCUCCUGACAUUCCCGUCACGUCGCCCGGAGAUGCAGUACAGCCUAUGUGUGAAACCUCAUGGAUAUCAAGUCCAUGUGGGAUAUGGUAGUGGAACGCGGGAGUUGAUUGUAAGAGCUUUCCGAGGAAACUAUGCAUUGCAACUGAUCCCACGUGAGAUCUUUCAAGGCGACUACCCCGAUCUUCCUGGUCCCCUUUUGCGUAAUUGCUUUCAUUGGAUGCACUUAAGAACGGGAGACAUUUUAAUAACCACCAAGGACAGACCCUGGCCGAAUGACCCUCACAAGUGGUACAUUUUGAGCCUCAAAGACUACACAUGUUCGAGGACGCGCCUUUACCGAGGCCUCCCUACAAAGGAUUAUAUUGUCAACCCGUCAAGUCCGCUCUUCAAUCGUAUUAGCCGAAUCCUAGACUCUCUUGAAGAUCGCAGCCAGAUAAAUGUGUAUCAACCUGGAGGAGACCGAAACCUUACCGUGGAGCUUCCAAGACUCAACAUCGUGUUCUACACUAACAAGAACCGUCUACUUCAGUCGCCUCAGCUACAAUGCCAAAUCGACAACGACCAAGAUGCUGGGACCUGGUACGGCCUCCGCAGUAAGCUCGUAUGUACUAGCCUUACCAAUCCGAUGCACAGGUCUAUCUUGGUGCCUCUCGGUCCCGUCUCUGCUAGGUCAGAAGGGUGUCAUGUUACAGUGAGGGUCGAACCCUCGGAUAAAUUUGGGAGAUUCAAUAUCAACAGCACACUUGGACGGAUCGACUGCGCGCCCGAACCUACACUGGUUUUCACUAAAGCUCUUCUCCAUGCGUACACAUCUUUUCUUCUGCCUGAUCCUUUGACUGGCCGCACUGGAACUGAAGAAGCUAUUGAGUGGCUUCAAGCGGGCAUAUCUCAACCAUGGUCCCCCCUUACCCCACCCUCUAUGUCGGUACUGCACAAGAUAGCUGGGCUAACGCCGAGAAGAGUGUACUAUCCACAAGAUCUUAAGGUUAUGCGUACAGAUACCUGGAUUGAGUCCCUUCCCAUCAUUCUUCAGAACUCGGCAUAUAGGCAAAUUGUGGAUCGUAUCCUUCAGGAGUCUGCAACUUUAGGAAUGUUCUCAGCCAAGGAACAGGUUAUUGUGAAGAUGCCAGAGCUCCCUCUUUCAGGGGAUAUGCAUCUACAUGCACGAGCGAUGUUUCGACAAGGUGCUGUUACAAGGUGUCCAGGGAUUACAUCCAGCUGCACACAACCAGCUAACCAGAAGUACAUGUCUCGAGAUCGCCCCUCAACAGUCAACAUCAUGCAUCGCAAUGUGCUUGAGGUCACAAAUCUGAUCCAGAAAUGGCCUCAGAGCUUCAAGACAACAGAUUGUAUUGCUCAAACUCUCUCACAAGGCAGCACUGUUGGUGGAUUUACAUCGGCCUUCAGUGGGACAUCCAUCAAUGAGAAGCUGAAGGUUAAUAUCCUUAAACAUUGGGGGUCGUUGGUCCGGUUUUCCCGUGAAUCAACAGAUCGAUACAAGUUGAUGUACCUCCUCGGGCCAAUGUCGUUCCAUCUCGACGCAAAUAUGCCACUUCUUCGAACCCUUGUUGCAUCCGCGGUAUUCAGUGAUCUGAAGGAUCUUGAAUUGCCUAAAUGGGAUGAGUUUGAUCAUUUCCAACCGAACCAGGCACCUCAGCUUGAUUACAUUCUGCAUCUGCUGAAGCCGUACAGAGUUACUGCGCCGGAGAACGACGCGAUGGGCUUGGGGCAGUAUUCGAGUGGAAAACUAUUACGCAAGUUGCAAAUCGAGCAAGCAAAACACGAAGCAAAAGUUGAAGAUGAUUGCAAGUACUUAGCCAACCACCUCCUCAACCAAUGGCCUUGUCUGGAACCAAAUGUCAGUGGUCUAUCUCGGUCUGUGCUGAUUGACAUCGGCCCUGCGCUGGAAGUUAUUCGUCCCGAGUGGAAACGCCUGUUCAUGAAUAAAGAUCUCACUGAGCAUCUCAAAGAGGUCCAGACAAUUCUUGAUAGACGAAACCUAGAAGAUCGAUACGAACCACAUACGGUUCCCUUAUCCGAGGAGACCUACACGGUAAGAAUGCGAGAUGGUACUGAGACCGUCGACCUUCGGCAACUUCUGGCCAAACCGUAUCGUAUUCUUAAGGUCGCGACAAGUAUGAAUCAAAUUCCUCCUGCAGGCUCGGUUAAUCGCCCAUUUUUGACUGAGAAGGACUUUUUCCCAGGGUUCGGCAAUUUCACUUGGCAAAGAAACACCGGUUCUGUGGCCAAGCCCCUUUGGCCUGGUCUUACAAGGCCUCAUAAUGCCCAAAUGGAGAAGAGUAGGUCAGAAUCAACUGUGAGAUCAGAAUCCAGUAUGAAAUUGAAUCUCAUAACCCAACGCUUGGGAGCAUCUCGGUCGGCUGUUCGGCGCCGUUAUGCAGCGGACUUCCAGAAGAGUCUCGCCGCCUUCCAGCACACUCCUUUGGCAAGUCUCAAAGAGUCGAUGAAAUCUCGAGAACUUGAGAUCCAAUCCAGUCUGGAGAAGGUCGAGGGCGACUUCGGGGCGAUCUGUACAGCCUUGGAAUCAAGUGGAAUGCUCUCACAAAGAAGGAUUUUUUGGCUCAAGGCAGGAAACCUGUGGCCGAUUGUGACCAAAGCUACACUUCUUUCUUGUCUCGGAUCGGCUGCUGAUGUCACACAAUUCGGAAGUGGAAUGAAAAAGGCCAUUUUAGAAAUGGGAGUUGGCAUUACGAAACACCAAAGACUGGUCCGACUUCAUGACCUGGCGUCCAAAAGCGUCUCGGGAAGAUACCACGAAGAGGAGUCCAAUGAGGGACACUCGAAUUGGAAGCCCGAAGAGCAUCCAGAUUGGCUCCUGUUAGAAAUAGAGUCGAAUAUGAUGAUCCGUCCUGUUCAAGUUGAUGUAGCUUUAGCCACAAUUUCCCCUGGGUCGGGAUCCAAUUCUGUGCUUCAGAUGAACAUGGGCCAAGGGAAAACCUCCUGUAUUAUCCCUAUGGCUGCGGCAGCACUCGCCAACAAGAAACAGCUUGUGCGAGUCAUUGUACCAAAAGCUCUUCUCCAACAAACAGCUCAGCUGUUGCAGGCCAGACUCGGGGGUAUACUUGGAAGGGGUAUUCGGCAUGUCCCCUUCUCACGUCGAACUCCGUCUACCGAGAAAAAUAUACGAGCCUAUCAUUCAAUCCACAGAGAUAUGCUCAAGUCUGGUGGUGUCAUGAUAUGUCAACCCGAACACCAGAUGUCAUUCAUGCUUAGCGGCCGACAGCGACUCCUGGACGAGCAGCCAGCGCAAGCAGGACCGAUGAUUAAAGUCCAAGAAUGGCUCACAAGGGUGUCAAGAGAUAUCCUGGACGAGUCGGACUAUACUCUCGCAGUGAGAACCCAGCUUAUCUACCCAUCUGGCGCUCAGACUACAGUUGACGGACAUCCACAUCGUUGGCUUGUAGUUGAAGCCGUACUGAGACUUAUUGAUAACCAUCUGUAUGGUUUGUCAAGGUCUUUUCCUCACUCCAUCAGCGUUAUGAGGCGAAACGGUGGCGGCUUUCCCUUUGUGUUCUUCCUCAGGCAAGACGUUGAGGAUGAGCUGGUCCGAAGACUUACAGCAGACAUUUGUCACGGUGCUGGUGGGAUUCUACCUCUUACUGAACAGGCAAUGGCAACUAAAGACAGGGUCGCUGUCAAGAACUUUCUCAUGCACGCUCGACCGAGCGCUGCAAAUAUAGAGCGCAUCCGGAAUCUCUCGCCAGAUAAGCCUAGCUUGAAGCAAACAAUUUAUCUUCUUAGAGGCCUCCUCGUCAAUCGCAUCUUGAUGAUGACCCUCAAGAAGCGCUGGAAUGUAGAGUACGGUCUCCAUCCCCACCGCGAUCCUAUAGCAGUGCCUUUUCAUGCCAAAGGUGUUCCGAGCGAUCAAUCCGAAUGGGGUCAUCCUGACAUCGCAAUACUAUUCACCUGUUUGGCGUUCUACUAUGAUGGCAUAAAUCUAGCUCAACUUCGACAAUCACUUGAACAUAUCCUCAAGUCCGACGACCCAUCAACCGAAUACGAUAACUGGACUCAGAGCUCUGAGAAUUUCCCUUCCUCCCUCAAAGCCUGGAACUCGAUCAACGUAGAUGACGAGAUGCAGCUUAGGGAGAUUUGGAAGGUUGUGCGGUACAACGAGGUAGUGAUCGAUUAUUUCUUGAACAACUUCGUGUUUCCACGACACGCCAAGCAGUUUGAGGUAAAACUUCAGGCCAAUGGCUGGGACAUUCCACUCUCACCCCUCGGGAGCACAACAGAGAACGACAAAGAGACAACAGGCAAACCACUGAGUACAGGCUUCAGUGGUACCAACGAUAAUAGAACAAUGCUUCCUUUGAACAUUCAACAACAAGAUCUGCCGAGUCUUCAUCACACAAGCGCUGAGGUUUUGACCUAUCUCCUUCAUCCUCGAAAUCGACGUUGCAUUCUACCCCAGGAUGUGAGAACUCUACACGUGGGAAGAGCCACCGAGAUGGAUCUCUUAUGGUGCCUUCAGUCGAAGUCCAUCCGUAUCCUAAUCGAUGCAGGAGCUCAGAUCUUGGAGAUGGACAACUAUACUCUGGUUCAGCAGUGGCUAAAGAUUGACCAUUUCGCUUUGGCAGGCUUAAAAACACCUCUCCUCGCGUCACCUUUUGCUGAUGACCUUUCAAACUGCCUGGUAUACCUUGAUGAGGCCCACACCCGUGGCACUGAUCUCAGGCUUCCUCCUAAAGCCAAGGGUGCCCUCACUCUUCGUCUAGGCCAGACCAAGGACCACACUGUUCAAGCUGCUAUGCGUCUACGACAGCUGGGAACAACUCAGGUUGUUUCUUUCUUUGUCCCUCCUGAGGUCCACCAGAGCAUCUCAGACCUGCAAAACAAGACUAUUCAUGAGCCCAUCGACUCAGCCGAUGUCAUCGAAUGGCUUUUAGACAACACAUGUGACCAAAUUGAGCAGCUACAGCCCUUGUACUAUUCACAGGGCAUGGAUUACUGCCGUCGAAUGCAAGCCGCUUUAGAUCACCCGGACUUCUUGACCGACAAGCCUCAACGAAAAGCAUAUGUACAGGCGAUUAAGCAAGACGAACAGCAGAGCCUGCAGAAUCUUUACGAGCCCAAAUUAAAGAACCGCGCCGCCGGCAUGCAGACAUCUAAUAACGCGGUUCUUAAAGGCUUUAUUCAAGAUCUCAAUGCAAGACGCAAGACCUUUCAAGAUAAUGGCCGAGCCGUUCAUGCCUCUGCUCUACAGGAAGUCGAGCAGGAGAGAGAGGUUGCCUUCGAGGUUGAAUCAGUGCGACAAGUCAAGAAGCCUCAGCACUUUGCUGCUUUCUCUUUCCCAGGUCUCAACGCCAGCCUCGAGGCUUUUAUCAGAACUGGAAGGCUUCCUGCAGAUACGAAUUAUUUUACUCACGUAUUCCAUGCCCUAUCAAAGACAGGAACCGGCCGCAAGUACAAAGUGCAAUCGAAGGUUACCAAAUCAAAAUUACUCGAGACGGCCGAGUUUGGCAGAACUAUCAAGCCCAAGGGAGACCUCUCUACUGAUGACUUCUUGCGUCCCGUUAAUUGGAUCAUUUGGAGCUCUGUCGCCGAGAUAGCUGUCAUUAUCAUGCCGGAAGAAGCUGAAGCUUUGAUUCCCAUCAUGCGGAACUCGGGUGUCCCCACGCAUCUUCUAGUCUACUCUGCACCAAUGACACGAAAAAUGCUCCGAUUCAACAAUCUAACUUUCCAUAGCAUUCCUCCUCUACCUAUUGACUGGAAAGCUCCAAAGUGGCUUCGGGUUGAGCUGGGAAUCUACGCCGGGCGCUUGUACUUUGAUUGGGACGAAUACGAUGCCAUGUGCUCCUUACUCGGAAUCCAGAGUGGCGAGCUCGGUAACCAAGUACAGGAUGAAGAGCCUACUGAGACUGAUACGGAUGCUGAGACAGAGACAUCUAAGCCACAAACUGACCUCGAACACAAGCUCGCCAAAAGUCCACUGACGUUUCUACAAGAGUGGCUAGCAGUCCGUCGCCAUGGGCAGGACUUCGCUCACAGCCCCAUGGGCUUUGUCAGCCAGGGCAAGCGUCUCCAAGAGGACCAUGUCUUCUUCAAGGCAGCAGAAAUAGACAAUGGGAUAUCUGAAGAGACUGUGCUAGCACCAGUUCGAUUGUCCAGUUCAGUUGAAAACGACGGGCAGGAUGAUGAUGGCUACUACGGCGUCGACGACAUGGGUGCCAACGAGGCUGGAGAUAGUGACUCCAGCGACGACGAUAAAAUCGAGUACGACGAGUCCGAGUACGCCAGCGCAUCAUCAAGCGACUGA